AUGCAGGCUUUCCGCCGUCCCGCCCAAGCGGCUCUGUCCGCCGCCAGCCGCAGGCAGGCUUACUCGACCGCCUCGCCCUAUGCCUCUACCAACGUCAACCUCCGCAUCAACAAGGACACCAAGGUCCUUUUCCAGGGCUUCACUGGCAGGCAGGGAACCUUCCACGCCCAGCAGGCCAUCGAGUACGGCACGAAUGUUGUUGGCGGUACCAACCCCAAGAAGGCCGGCACCGAGCACCUUGGCAAGCCCGUCUUCGCCAGCGUUGAGGAGGCCCGCAAGGCCACGGGCGCCGAUGCCUCGGCCAUCUUCGUCCCCCCGCCGCUUGCUGCCGCCAGUAUCGAGGAGGCCAUCGCCGCCGAGGUUCCCCUCGUCGUGACCAUCACUGAGGGUAUUCCCCAGCACGACAUGGUCCGCAUCACCGAUAUGCUCAAGACCCAGAGCAAGACCCGCAUGCUGGGCCCCAACUGCCCUGGUAUCAUUGCUCCGGGUCAAUGCAAGAUCGGUAUCAUGCCUGGUUUCAUCCACAAGCGCGGCCGCGUUGGUAUCGUCUCUCGUUCCGGUACCCUGACCUACGAGGCCGUCAACCAGACGACCCAGACCGGCCUUGGCCAGUCCCUCGUCGUCGGCAUUGGCGGUGACCCCUUCUCCGGCACCAGCUUCAUUGACUGCCUCGACAUCUUCCUGAAGGACGAGGAGACCGAUGGUAUUAUCAUGAUCGGUGAGAUCGGUGGUAGCGCUGAGGAGGAUGCUGCGGAUUUCCUCAAGGCCAACAACACUGCCAACAAGCCCGUUGUCAGCUUCAUUGCUGGUAUCUCUGCGCCCCCGGGCAGGCGCAUGGGUCACGCCGGUGCCAUCGUCAGCGGCGGCAAGGGUGACGCCAACUCUAAGAUCACCGCUCUCGAGGCGGCUGGUGUCGUUGUCGAGCGGAGUCCCGCUGCUCUUGGCAAGUCUCUGCACGCCGAGCUCUCCGGCAUUCUCAUCUUCAACCAAAAGGGCGAGAACCUCAUCUUCCGCGCCUUUCGCAACGACUGCCGCCCGCGCCUCGCCGAUGUCUUCCGCAUCCAAGUGAUCAGCAAUGCGCAGGUGCGCUCGCCCAUCCUCACGCUCGGCUCGACGACCUUCAGCCACGUGAAGCACGAGAACAUCUACAUCGUCGCCGUGACCAAGAGCAAUGCCAACGCCGCCCUCGUCUUCGAGUUCCUGUACCGCCUGGUCGGCCUAGGCAAGGCCUACUUCGGCAAGUUCGAUGAGGAGGCCGUCAAGAACAACUUCGUGCUGGUCUACGAGCUGCUGGACGAGAUCCUCGACUUCGGAUACCCGCAGAACACGGAGACGGAGACGCUGAAGAUGUACAUCACGACCGAAGGCGUCAAGUCGGAGCGGGCAAUGGAGGACUCGUCUAAGAUCACGAUGCAGGCCACCGGUGCGCUAUCCUGGCGACGCGCCGACAUCAAAUACCGCAAGAACGAGGCCUUUGUGGAUGUUAUCGAGGACGUGAACUUGCUCAUGUCGGCUACGGGCACCGUCCUGCGUGCCGAUGUCAACGGACAGAUCGUCAUGCGCGCCUAUCUCUCCGGUACGCCGGAAUGCAAGUUCGGGCUGAACGACCGCCUGACGCUGGGCGAGGACAGCCUUUCGGCACCGUCGGGCAACCGAGCGGGCACCAAGGCGACGCGCGCUGCCGCGGGUUCCGUCACGCUCGAGGACUGCCAGUUCCACCAGUGCGUGAAGCUGGGCAAGUUCGACACGGACCGCAUCAUCAGUUUCGUGCCGCCGGACGGCGAGUUCGAGUUGAUGCGGUACCGCGCGACGGAGAACGUCAACCUGCCCUUCAAGGUGCACGCCAUCGUCAACGAGGUGGGCAAGACCAAGGUCGAGUACAGCAUCGCCAUCCGCGCCAACUACGGCUCCAAGCUCUUCGCCACCAACGUCGUCGUCCGCAUCCCCACGCCGCUCAACACCGCCAGCAUCAACUCCCGCACCAGCCAGGGCAAGGCCAAGUACGAGCCCGAGCACAACAACAUCGUCUGGAAGAUCCCCCGCUUCACCGGCCAGAGCGAGUACGUCCUUAGUGCCGAGGCUACCCUCACCAGCAUGACCAACCAGAAGGCUUGGAGCAGGCCCCCGCUCAGCCUCAGCUUCUCCCUCCUCAUGUUCACCAGCUCCGGCCUGCUCGUCCGCUACCUCAAGGUCUUUGAGAAGAGCAAUUACAGCAGCGUCAAGUGGGUCAGGUACAUGACGCGCGCUGGAAAUUACGAGAUCAGGUUCUAG
Molecule: messenger RNA, 2271 nt
Organism: Lasiodiplodia theobromae
Lineage: Eukaryota; Fungi; Ascomycota; Dothideomycetes; Botryosphaeriales; Botryosphaeriaceae
Product: Ap-2 complex subunit mu-1
Exons: 8
Coding region: 1-2271 (756 amino acids)
Biological process (GO): intracellular protein transport; vesicle-mediated transport; tricarboxylic acid cycle
Cellular component (GO): succinate-CoA ligase complex (ADP-forming); clathrin adaptor complex; mitochondrion
Molecular function (GO): succinate-CoA ligase (GDP-forming) activity; succinate-CoA ligase (ADP-forming) activity
Source: RefSeq, a predicted model, not a curated record